Messenger RNA from Tripterygium wilfordii, 2390 nucleotides. Its product is annotated as protein REDUCED WALL ACETYLATION 3-like. NCBI's taxonomy places the organism in Eukaryota, Viridiplantae, Streptophyta, Magnoliopsida, Celastrales, Celastraceae. Gene Ontology annotation, molecular function: acetyltransferase activity. The record is from RefSeq and is a predicted model, not a curated record. Gene Ontology annotation, biological process: xylan biosynthetic process; plant-type secondary cell wall biogenesis; xyloglucan metabolic process. The coding region runs from base 234 to 1940 and encodes 568 amino acids. Gene Ontology annotation, cellular component: Golgi apparatus. The transcript has 17 exons.
AAUCAACAAAACGGUGACACCCAACCAUUAACCCCAUUGAGGUUGAGAGGGACCUCUCCUACGCCAUUCUGUCUGAACUCCAUCCUCUUCACUCCAAUCAGAUCUUGCAGGGUUUGGUCUUUUCGCUCUCUUUUUCAUUCGUAGUUAUGGUCAUGUUUUAGAGAUCACUCUCAUUCUACACGCGUUACCCUUAUCUCUCUCUAUAUCUGUGCUUGAAAUCCGGAUAGCUGGAAAUGGUGGUUUCGGAGCCAAUCACCCCUGGACUGGUGUCAUUUUUGCUUGGGAUUAUCCCGAUUUUUGUCGCAUGGAUAUAUUCAGAGUUAUUAGAAUACAAGAAAACUUCGUCUCCUCCUAAAAUAAGUCAUUCGGACAGUAAUCUGGCUAACUUGGAAAAGGACACUAUUGAGGAAAAUGACCAAGCUAUUUUACUCGAAGGAGGCCUCACAAAAUCAGCAUCUGCAAAGUUUCAUGCUUCUUCAAUCAUAACAAACUUAAUUAGGUUUCUGACUAUGGAUGACUCUUUCUUGCUAGAGAAUCGCACAACUUUGAGAGGAAUGUCUGAGUUUGGGGUGAUUCUGGUAUAUUUCUUCAUAUGUGACCGCACAAACAUACUGGGAGACUCCACCAAGACAUACAAUCGGGAUCUUUUCCUCUUCCUAUACUUUCUUCUCAUUAUAGUUUCAGCAAUGACUUCCUUGAAGAAACAUAGUGACAAGUCUUCAUUCUCUGGAAAAUCGAUGCUCUACCUUAACCGCCACCAGACUGAGGAGUGGAAAGGAUGGAUGCAGGUCUUGUUUCUUAUGUAUCAUUACUUUGCUGCAACGGAGAUGUACAAUGCAAUUCGUGUCUUUAUUGCUGCAUAUGUUUGGAUGACUGGAUUUGGAAACUUUUCUUAUUAUUAUAUCAGAAAAGACUUCAGUGUUGCACGGUUUGCUCAGAUGAUGUGGCGGCUAAAUUUUUUUGUGGCAUUUUGCUGCAUUGUUCUUAACAAUGACUAUAUGCUGUACUAUAUCUGCCCAAUGCACACCCUAUUCACUUUAAUGGUGUAUGGAGCCCUUGGUUUAUUUAACAAGUACAACGAGAGCAGCUCAGUAAUGGCCAUGAAGAUUUUUGCAUGCUUUCUUGUGGUUAUCUUGAUUUGGGAAGUUCCUGGAGUUUUUGACAUUCUCUGGAGCCCUUUCACAUUCUUGUUAGGUUUUAAGCUUUCGAAUGGUGUGUGUGCCUCCAGUUCUCUGCCGCUGCCUAACUGCUAUUUUCUCUUGGCAGAGUAUACUGAUCCUGCAAAGCCAGAUCUCCCUUUACUGCAUGAAUGGCAUUUUCGAUCUGGACUUGAUCGUUAUAUUUGGAUCAUUGGCAUGAUAUAUGCCUAUUUUCACCCCAGUGUUGAGAGAUGGAUGGAAAAGUUGGAGGAAUCUGAAUCCAAGAGGAAAUUCACCAUCAAAACAGGCAUCGUGGCAGUUUCCGUAUUUGUUGGAUAUCUUUGGUACGAAUGGAUCUACAAGUUGGACAAGAUUACAUACAACAAAUACCACCCUUACACUUCAUGGAUCCCUAUCACUGUUUACAUUAGCUUGCGGAAUUUCACUCAGCAGCUUCGGAGUUUCUCUUUGACUCUUUUUGCGUGGCUUGGAAAGGUAACAUUGGAGACAUAUAUUUCCCAGUUCCACAUCUGGCUGAGAUCAAACAUACCUAAUGGACAGCCUAAGUGGCUUCUUUCUCUCAUCCCUGAAUAUCCAUUGCUGAACUUCAUGCUCACAACUGCUAUCUAUAUUCUGGUAUCUCAUCGUCUCUUUGAACUAACCAAUAGCCUAAAGACGACUUUCGUACCCACAAAAGACAACCGGCGAUUGCUGUAUAAUUUUCUGGCGGGGGCUGCUAUUUCCUUAAUUUUGUAUUGCAUCUCCCUCAUUCUGCUUCAGAUCCCUCAUGCACCAGCCUGAAAAAUCAAUACCUGAGAGUAAAUACAGGGUUUCAAGUUGGAUUUACAAAGAAAUGUAGAAGAUUGAAAUAAGGGUUGAAAUGUAUUGUUUGCAGUUCCUAGGCUUCUAGCUCACCAAGAAGCGCAUCUAUCAAGAGAUUUGAGGCAAAGUGCUCUCAAAUUCAAGUCUGCCUCUCUAGCGAAACUUGGAUGUCAAGAUUGCCUCCGCUAAUUGUGCAGUGGUACGGCAGGAGGUGGAAGAAUUUUUUUGUAGAAUUGUUGAUCACCGAAUGUAAUUUUUCCCCCCUGGGUAAGUCAUUGAAGAAAAUAUAGGUAACCAUGAGAUAGAUUUGUUGUAAUUUCGUCGUUCAUUUAUCCUGUCUAGUGGUGUAUACAGACAAGAAACCUGGGUAUUUGGUUUAUUGACUUCUAUUUCUCAAGUACAGACUACAGAGAUGAAUUUCUCUUUCAA